This is a messenger RNA of Leptosia nina, 258 nucleotides long. The record is from the annotation of a GenBank genome assembly. NCBI's taxonomy places the organism in Eukaryota, Metazoa, Arthropoda, Insecta, Lepidoptera, Pieridae.
AUGAGUAUUGCUGACCUCAUCCAAGCCGCUGAAUACAUCGAAAGGCGCGAUAGAGUUUUCUUUGUUGCAGAAUCGGAACACGGGUACGCAUCCAGUUUGCCCGCUUACGAGGAGUCUCGCUCGGGUGGACGUCGCCCGAAGACCAAGAAAUCGCAGGGCAGCAGGACGACUCAUAACGAGUUGGAAAAGAACAGGUAUGCAGUUUUCAUAAAAGUUAAUUUGAAGCACGGUGACACGUCUUAUGAUGUGCCCAUAUAG